AUUUGUAAUUACAAUACUUUUUAGUUACUUUUUUUUUUUUCUCUAAACCUCUAUAAGGCAAUAAACUAGCCUAGAUCUUUUUUUGUUUAAGAUAAAGAAUGGCCUUGGACACACACAGGGAUGAGCAGGCAGACAGAGGAUCACAAUCCGAUAUAUUCUGGGAUGGGAAUACACAUUUUAAAUUGUAGGCUUGUAGUAAAAAGUAAUAGAUUACUUUUUCAAAAAAUGAGGGGAAACUAGUAUGUAAUCUAUAGCACUUUUGAAAAGUAGUGCUGCUGAUGUGAUCCACCGUGAUAACAGUGUUGACUCUGACGCAGCAGUGACGGGCUGAGUUACAAACUCCUCCGGUCUUCGGUUUCAUUGAGCUCCCGGCAGCCAAUGAGCGUGAGGGGCGGACAGUGAGCGGUAGGGGAGUUGUCCGCCUCUGUCAGAUCCCAUUGGGUCCGUCUUGACAAAAAAGAGGGGGCAAGCACGCUUCUUCUCCUCCUCCACGUUGAACAGCCCCCCCUUUUCUCAACUUUUCUAUUCACACGGCCCAGAAAUAGAAAAGGGUUUGGCAGAAAGAGCGCAUCUGGUUGUGAGUGGGGUGAGGACACAUCAGCAAGAAGAAGAAGAAAAAAAAAAAAAGUCUGUGAAGAGUUUUCAGUCAGGUUUCCGAGUCGGUGGAAAUCGUGAACUUCCGCUUGCUCAGCAUCUGCAGCGUCUCGAAGCUAAAGAGGAUACCGCAGAGAUAAAGCUAACCCUGCUCGGCUGCACACCAAGCCGGCGCUGGUAAAUAUUACAAAGUUUAGACCAGAGUCCAUUUUACAACGAAGUAGCCAAGCCAACUCUAGGGUUUUGAACUAACCAGUCGGCCAGCAAGGUAGCUUUGACAAUUACUUCUUAAACGUCACAUUCUUGAGGGAAUGGCAUUGGACUUCGCUGCGGGCUGUAUUGGAGGUGCUGCUGGUGUUUUGGUGGGACAUCCAUUUGACACUGUGAAGGUGAGGCUUCAAGUUCAAAAUGUCGACAAACCUCUGUACCGCGGGACACUUCACUGCUUCCAGUCAAUCAUUCGGCAGGAGUCGAUGCUCGGUCUCUACAAAGGCAUUGGCUCUCCGAUGUUGGGCCUGACCUUCAUCAAUGCCAUAGUUUUUGGUGUCCAGGGUAAUGCCAUGCGCAAACUUGGUAGGGACACGCCUCUGAACCAGUUCCUGGCUGGAGCCUCUGCUGGAGCCAUCCAGUGUGUCAUUUGCUGCCCAAUGGAACUGGCCAAGACAAGAAUGCAGCUGCAAGGAACCGGAGAGAAGAAGUCUAAGAGGAAGGUGUAUAAGAACUCUGUGGACUGUCUGGUGAGAAUCUACAACAAGGAGGGAAUCCGAGGUAUCAACCGCGGCAUGGUAACCACCCUGGUGCGCGAGACGCCUGGUUUUGGUGUGUACUUUCUCACUUACGACACAUUGACACGCUCCCUUGGCUGUGAGCCAGAAGACCCGUACAUGAUCCCUAAGCUGCUGUUUGCUGGUGGAAUGUCUGGCAUUGCUUCCUGGAUCUCCACCUAUCCUGUGGAUGUGAUCAAAUCGCGUCUCCAGGCGGAUGGGGUUGGUGGCGUCAACCAGUACAGUGGCAUUAUGGACUGUGUCAGACAGAGCGUAAAGAAGGAGGGGUGGAGGGUGUUCACGCGUGGGCUCACGUCCACUCUGCUCCGUGCAUUUCCAGUGAAUGCUACCACAUUUGCCACUGUGACUCUAUUUUUAAUGUAUAUGCGUGAUGGAGAAGAGUGUAGCAUCCAGAACUCGGAGCCACAGCCUGUGCAGCUGCAGCCGCUGCAGCCACAGGCGCAGUCGACCAGCAUGCAAGCUGUUGUGCAGCAGUGAGCUACACCUACAUCUAUAAUGCUUCAUGCUGGUCUUUAAUCUGGUGUUCAUAAUGAGAAAGGUGAAGUGAUCCUUCAGUGACCACAUGUAGUAUUUAAAUAAUAUAUAUUUUAAGAUGAAAGCUGCACUUGUACAUAGGGUCCGUUUUUAAAAAGGUUUUGUACAAAUAUCUUUUUAGUUUUAACUACUUGAGGAAGCUUUACGGUUACAAGAGUUACUGUAACAUACUGUACAGUGACAGUUACAAAUAUUAUUAGCAUUUAUGGUCAAAAACACAGGUCACAGUGAAACAUGUUUGGAAUUUGUGUUUGCGACCAGUCCCCACUGCUCGACGUGUCUAGAGAAUAUAGUGACAGUUACCAAACAAAGUCCUAAAUGUUUGGAAUACUUUAGAACAGUAAUGCAUUUAUGCUGCUCUUAUUUGCGAAGAUUCAUCAGUGAACUGAAUGCGGUUAACCAAUCCAUACUUUCUCCAUGGUGUCCAGGCCAAUACAAAGAAGGCCUUGUAUGUGUAAAUGUAUGUGUACAUGCUUCUUCUGCGUGUAGGUUUAUGUACAUGUUAUUGUAUUCUUAUUCAGCAGUUACAAUUGUGUAUGCAGUUUAACUAUUUUACAAUGCUGUCUGAGGUUUUAAUUAUGUGUGAGUUUGUAAUUCAUUUCUUUGUCUACUUAAAUAAUCUGCUUUGGAUUCUGAAGUUUACAAUCUAAUAUUACAGGCUUCAGUCCAUUGUUGUAUGACACAAAAACGGUUUAGAUACAAAAAUCAUCACAUCUUAUUUCUUUAAAAUGUUUAAUUGCAGGUCCUAAAACCAAAUCUGAUUCAGUUUUGAAUCUUAGUUUUGGUCACUGUAUAGUUUCAAAAGAAGGCACCUUAAACUAUGAUAUUAAGUAUAUGUGUGGUCCAAAAGAUUUUUAAAAUCAGAUUUUAUAUUUUGUAUUUCCGACUAAUACAAAAUUUUUACAGAGUCGAGCAAAGCUGAUGGUUUUAUAAAAGUCAAAACACCCUAAAACAACAGAUUUCGGUGAAGUUAGAGCAAGAUAGAUAGAGCAAAUGUGUUUUGUCAGUGGUUCUGUUGUCUUCAAUCCUCUAAAGCUGACCUCUUUUUAAGCCUUUGGACAAACAGAAUCUGGUUAGCACCCACUCUGUUUCCCUCUCAACAUUAACCACUGACAGUCAGUAUGAGACGACACAGUUUCACUCUGACUUCUGCACUUUACCCAGUUAACGGCUGAUCAAGUUAACAUGGCUCACAUUUUGCAGGUUUAAAGGGAAACUAUAACUUGAACUGCACCAAAAAAACUGCAGGUGAAACCUGUAUCAAACAAGCUUGACCUAUCGCUUUCCGUCAAAUAUAAACGGCACACAUCUUCACAUCCACACCUGCAGUCCUGAACGGAUGCUGCUGUUACUUUUCUUAUCACUGAGUGGCCGAUUGGGACUGCACAGUCCAAAGUGCAGUCUGAUGCAGCUUUGGUGUUGCCCAAAGACAAAAUGAUGUAAAUACUGUGAAUUUGGUGGCUUUUGAUUUCAUGUCAUCCUUUUAUAGUUGUAUGAAAUCUCCCCAAGCUUUAGAUGAACCUUAAUGACAGUGCUGAAUUUUCCUGUUUCAAGACUUAUGUUCUCUAUUUUGUAUUUGUCUAACUGUACCAGUGGGUGAUAUAUAUCUUAGUCAAAGGGCUGCUUCAACUGUUGGUUUAUGUUCCAUUCUUGUUUGUGUAUAUAUUGCACCAAAGUAGCAUGCACACUGUGUACUUCUUUGAGAGAAUUGUAAAAUAAAUGCCACAUUUCUUUCUCA
This is a messenger RNA of Acanthopagrus latus (yellowfin seabream), 3651 nucleotides long. RefSeq names its product mitochondrial basic amino acids transporter (gene slc25a29l). The transcript has 4 exons. Gene Ontology annotation, molecular function: high-affinity L-arginine transmembrane transporter activity. NCBI's taxonomy places the organism in Eukaryota, Metazoa, Chordata, Actinopteri, Spariformes, Sparidae. Bases 906 to 1856 code for a protein of 316 amino acids. Gene Ontology annotation, cellular component: mitochondrion. Gene Ontology annotation, biological process: mitochondrial L-ornithine transmembrane transport. The record is from RefSeq and is a predicted model, not a curated record.